Suncus etruscus (white-toothed pygmy shrew) is the source of this 1384-nucleotide messenger RNA. It is a transcript of the gene PAQR9, whose product is annotated as progestin and adipoQ receptor family member 9. Gene Ontology annotation, cellular component: membrane. The transcript has 2 exons. The coding region runs from base 226 to 1362 and encodes 378 amino acids. The record is from RefSeq and is a predicted model, not a curated record. Gene Ontology annotation, molecular function: signaling receptor activity. Lineage: Eukaryota; Metazoa; Chordata; Mammalia; Eulipotyphla; Soricidae.
UGCGGUCCCGAGGGCCGGAGAGCGCCGAGCGAGGUCGGGCCGGCUCGUUGGCACCGGACCGGGAGCCGGCAGGAGCGAGGCUCGGCGGCCCGCAGGCGCACGGCUGGCCUGGCACGGCACCUGCAGCGACGCCCGGGGCGCGGGCACAAAGGCUCCGACGGCUGCCGGCGCCCGGGGUGGCCUGCGCACGGGCCCGCAGCUUGCCAAGGGGGCGCGGGGGGCACCAUGCCUCGGCGCCUCCACGCCCGGGGGGCCGCGGGCGCCAGGGCUCCUCCUCCGGCUGACCCCGCCGAGGCGGCCGCGCGCCCGCACCCCGCCGCCUCCGGGGACCCCGCGGCGUCGGCCAAGGCGCUGCUGCGCUGGGACGAGGUGCCCGACGACUUCGUGGAGUGCUUCAUCCUGUCGGGCUACCGGCGCUUGCCUUGCACCGCGCAGGAGUGCCUGGCGUCCGUGCUGAAGCCCACCAACGAGACGCUCAACUUCUGGACGCACUUCAUCCCGCUGCUGCUGUUCGGGAGCAAAUUCGGCCGCCUCUUCUUCCUGGGCGGCGGCGGCGGGGACCUGCCCUUUCACCACCCCGGCUUGCUGCCCUUGUGGUGCUACGCGUCCGGGGUGCUGCUGACCUUCGCCAUGAGCUGCACGGCGCACGUGUUCAGCUGUCUGUCUCUGCGCCUCCGCGCCGCCUUCUUCUACCUGGACUACGCCUCCAUCAGCUACUACGGCUUCGGCAGCACCGUGGCCUACUACUACUACCUGCUGCCCGGCCUCAGCCUGCUGGACGCGCGCGUCAUGACCCCCUACGUGCAGCAGCGCCUGGGCUGGCAUGUGGACUGCACGCGCCUCAUCGCCCUGUACCGUGCGCUCGUGCUGCCCGUGGCCUUCGUGCUGGCCGUGGCCUGCACCGUGGCCUGCUGCAAGAGCCGCACCGACUGGUGCACCUACCCGUUCGCCCUGCGCACCUUCGUCUUCGUCAUGCCCCUCAGCAUGGCCUGCCCCAUCAUGCUGGAGAGCUGGCUCUUCGACCUGCGGGGCGAGAACCCCACGCUCUUCGUGCAUUUCUACCGACGCUACUUCUGGCUGGUGGUGGCCGCCUUCUUCAACGUCAGCAAGAUCCCCGAGCGCUUCCAGCCGGGCCUCUUCGACAUCAUCGGCCACAGCCACCAACUCUUCCACAUCUUCACCUUCCUCAGCAUCUAUGACCAGGUGCACUACGUGGAGGAGGGCCUGCGCCAGUUCCUCAAGGCGCCCCCCGCGGCGCCCACCUUCUCGGGCACGGUGGGCUACAUGCUGCUGCUAGUGGUCUGCCUGGGUCUGGUCAUUCGGAAAUUCCUGAACCACAGCGAAUUCCGCAGUAAAAAGUGAGCUUCGCACCACUGUGCUGCUG